Molecule: messenger RNA, 1602 nt
Organism: Adineta ricciae
Lineage: Eukaryota; Metazoa; Rotifera; Eurotatoria; Adinetida; Adinetidae
Source: the annotation of a GenBank genome assembly
AUGGUCGGUCUGUUGCAAUUACGACGUCGGCAGAAGUAUCGAUCGGUGGUUGCUACUAUAUGUGUAGUUAUUGCUCUCGUUGUCCUAUACACUUAUUUAUCACCUAAACCGACUCUUCCACCAAAAUUGGAAAAUUCAUCUCACGAUGUACACGCCGCUGUUACUGUUCGUUCAGUUACGACUGCUAAAAAUACAACAAAAGUAGUCUCGAUCACCACUACUAGUAUUCCUACGUUUCGUGUUGUACGUCGUUCGGCAGACAAACGUCGGUUUAGCAGUGCUGCUGUCGAAUCAUUAAUUCAAGAAAUCAAGCAAAAUAUCAAAAAUAAAGAGCUUGCAUGGUUAUUUGAAAAUUGUUUUCCUAAUACACUUGAUACUACAGUUGAUUUUGAUGAGAAGGCUGCAUCUGAAAAACGACCUGAUACGUAUGUUAUCACCGGUGAUAUUGAUGCUAUGUGGUUACGUGAUUCAAGUGCUCAAGUGAAUCCGUAUUUACCAUUGAUACGGAAUGAUUCGAAACUACGGCAAUUGAUUGAAGGUGUUCUUUUACGUCAGAGUCUUUUUGUUCAACGUGAUCCUUAUGCGAAUGCACAUUACAAAGAUACGAGUCGUACGAGUGAAUGGAAACGAAUGGAUAGAACUGACAUGCGUCCUGGUGUACACGAACGAAAAUGGGAAUUAGACUCUCUUUGUUAUGUGAUACGAUUGAUGCAUUCGUAUUGGAAGGAAGUGGAUUAUGAUUUGACAUUCUUUCAUGAUAAUGAAAAACAAUUGAAAAAAACUAUUGGAUUAAUCUUACAGACAAUGAAAGAGCAACAAAGAUUUAAUGAUUCAGGUCCUUACACAUAUCAACGACAAGGUCACCCACCAGAUCCACGUGGACAUGCAGCAGAACCAAAUGGACUCAUCCAUACGUUUUUCCGUCCAAGCGACGAUCUACAGAUGUAUCCGUAUCUCAUUCCUUCGCAGUUUUUUGCACAUCAUGUCUUACAACUGCUAUCCGAAUUGGUGAAAAAACUUGAUUGGACAGUAGAUUUCAAUGAUGAUAUCGUUCACUUAAUAGCAGAUCUCGAGAAAAUUCUAUUGGUCAAUCAUUUGACAGAUAAACCAGCAAAACAAAUCAUCUUUAAUCAUACUAAACAUGGGCUAAUCUAUGCAUAUGAAAUCAAUGGAUUCGGCAAUUCAAAUCUCAUGGACGAUUCGAAUAUUCCAUCGCUUCUUUCUCUACCUUAUCUCUGUCCUAAUACUAUACCAAUUAAUCAUACGAUUUACCAAAAUACACGAAAGUUUGUAUUGAGUAAAGAUAAUCCAUGGUUUUUCAAAGGAGCGGCCAUAGAAGGUAUUGGUGGCCCACACGUAGGGAAUUUAAUGGCAUGGCCAUUAGCGAUCAUAAUGCGUGGUUUAACAACUACUGAUGAUGAGGAGAUUCGGACGUGUUUGAAAAUGCUGCAGAAAUCUCAUGGAGACACAGGAUUUAUGCAUGAGGCGAUUGAUGUGAAUAAUCCCAGACAUUUUACAAGAUCAUGGUUUGCUUGGGCGAAUAGUUUAUUUGGAGAAUUUAUUUGGAAAUUGUACCGAGAGAAGCCUUAUUUAUUAGACUAG